This is a messenger RNA of Triticum aestivum (bread wheat), 1662 nucleotides long. RefSeq lists its product as uncharacterized. Lineage: Eukaryota; Viridiplantae; Streptophyta; Magnoliopsida; Poales; Poaceae. Gene Ontology annotation, biological process: DNA replication. The coding region runs from base 1 to 717 and encodes 238 amino acids. The record is from RefSeq and is a predicted model, not a curated record. Gene Ontology annotation, molecular function: DNA binding. Gene Ontology annotation, cellular component: nucleus. The transcript is spliced from 3 exons.
AUGUCAGCAGUAACUUUUGGCUGGAAAAGAUUCCCUCCACCUCCUCUCUCCUCUCCUCUGCCGCCGGGAUCCCCUCCUGGUUCUUCUUCGAUCUGUCGUCCCCGUCUCUCCCUCUCCCCUAUCCAUGGUGGGAUCCUCCGUCGUGUACACGUCCUGCAGGCCGCACGCGAGCGCAUCCUUCCUCCACCACCCGGCCGACCAGGCCCAUCCCGGCGACCAGCCCGGGCUGCUCCCCGCCGCGGCGUGGAGGCGGGGCGGCGCGGCAACCCGGAGGGCGAGCCUAGUGGCGGUGCGGACGACGAUGGAGGAAGCGGUGUACGAGGUGGUGCUGCGGCAGGCCGCGCUGGUGGAGGACGUGUAGGGGCGGAGAGCAAGGCGUGGCACACGGCGCCGGUGGUGAUGCAGGUAGUGGACACCGUGGGGAUCCCGCCGCUGGCGGUCCGCCACGGCAUGCCAGGCGGCAGGGUCGAGCGGUACUCCCUGGUGCUGUCCGACGGCCUGCACACAAUGGAGAUCAAGCUCAUCACGCCCCUAAGGCAUCUCGUCAGGGACGGCUGCGUCCGCCGGGGCUCCGUCGUGCGCCUCCUCUGGUACUGCACCAUCUUCGAUCAGAUUGCCUCUACGAUGGUGGAUGGACAGAAGAUGUCCGAGAAAUUAUUUAUUAUCUCCAUCGCAAGUAUCCAAAGGCUCCGAUGUUCUGUGUUGGUACAAGCAUAGGUCCCAAUAUUGUGGUAUCUUCUCUUGGUCUAAAUUUUCCUUUUAUUUCUAUCACAAGUGACAAUUGAAUAGUUGUUAGUUCCUUAUAGUCUACGAACACCACUUAUAACUGCGUCUACAAAUUUACUGGAACUCUCACCAAUUUUGAACUUAGUUUGACACCUCCUUCCUGAGAAGAAUGUAUUUGUCAUGAAUAAAGACAUUCACUGCUCAUAGAACCUAUGAAGAAUCUUUCCUAUGUUUUGAUUUAUUGGUAACUUAGAGUUAGGGUGGCAUCUGGGGAGAUUUCUGGAAGUGCUUUUGCUUUUUUCUUGUUUACCUAUAGCGAAAACUGUUGGAGGCUGCAACAGUAAAUUUAAGUAUCAAAUUUUACUUUUGCUUUACUAUUACUGAGUUACAAAUUCUCAACCUCCUCUUUUGAUUCGUAUCAAAAUCAUUUCGAUAGAAUGGCAGGGCUUCUCUUCUGUACAACCAACUUUACCCAAUUGCUUCCACAGAGCAACACCAAAUCCGCACUUAGCAUCAUUGUGUCAGUCCAACACCAAUUCAGCACUUAGAAUCAUUGUAUUUUGUCAUUUAACUUCAGUUUUGUAGCUAUGUGACAGAUUUAUUGCCCGUAAGCUUGUGCAACGGUUUUAUGACAAAGCCCUUGAGUUUGGUCUAAAGGGCUAUGCAAAGCUGUAAGUAUCCGGUCCUCAGUAAGCAUUUUUACAUGACUCUUUUUACCGAAUCUCCAGUUUUGACGUCAUUCUUACUGUUUUGGUUUUGGUGCUACUGCUAUACUCUCCUGUAAAUUCGUACUAUGUGUGUAUAUGAAACCUAAUUUUAGUCUUUUUUUAAUAAAUUAAAUUCUCACUUGAGGACAAAAGAUAGACCUUGUCUAUCUACCCUUGUUGAGUGAUGCCAUUUUUUUUGUAGUUCUAAUUCUUCUAGGUAGUACCAACA